Molecule: messenger RNA, 1529 nt
Organism: Serinus canaria (Common canary)
Lineage: Eukaryota; Metazoa; Chordata; Aves; Passeriformes; Fringillidae
Product: apoptosis-enhancing nuclease
Exons: 4
Coding region: 43-1158 (371 amino acids)
Cellular component (GO): nucleus
Molecular function (GO): nucleic acid binding; exonuclease activity
Source: RefSeq, a predicted model, not a curated record
AGGAAAGCAGGGGGGCGUGGUCACGGCGGGACUUGCCCGGGCAUGUGCGCGCGGCGGCUUCCGGGCCGGACACGUGUGAGCGGCGCCGGGAGCGCAGGAAUGCCACCGGGCAAAGGACAGAUGACCGCACUGCUGCCCGCCCCGAAGGUCUCCGUGCCCACGCUGCAGGGCGCCCAUGGGGGCUGCGCUCAGGCCCCGAAGGGUCCCGGCUCGCCGCAGGCUCGCAACAAGAAGAAGAGCCGUAAGCACCAGCGAUUCAUGGCGCGCCGGGCUGUGCUGGAGCAGAAGGGGCUGCUGAGCCCCCAUAGGCACCCGGGCAAUCAGACCCCCGAGGUGGGGCUGGAGGCACGCACUGAACUCACCGAGACCACGGCACCGCGCUGUGACAAGGUCCCCAAGCCCAAGCAGACCGUGUCCUCAUCCCUGUCUCCAUCUGCCUCUCCAGACAGUAUAGCCAGGCACCACUCCGUGCUGCUGUCCCAGGGGAACGGCAGCUCCGGGAGGGUGCGGACGUCCUCCCUGGUGCUGCGCCCGGGCAAGUACGUGGCCAUCGACUGUGAGAUGGUGGGCACGGGCCCUCAGGGUAAGCUGAGCGAGCUGGCACGCUGCUCCGUGGUGAACUACGAGGGGGAUGUCAUCUAUGACAAGUACGUCCGGCCCGAGCUCCCCAUCAUGGACUACCGGACGCGCUGGAGCGGCAUCACCAAGCAGCACAUGAAGAAUGCAAUUCCCUUCAAGGCUGCCCAGGCUGAGAUCCUGAAGAUCUUGAAAGACAAGAUUGUGGUAGGACACGCCAUCCACAAUGACUUCCAAGCCCUGAAGUACUUCCACCCGAAAGACAGGACUCGAGACACCAGCCAGAGCCCUGCACUGAAGAAAAGAGCAGGGCUGCCCGUCAGAGCCAAUGUCUCCCUCAAGAACUUGGCCAGGCACCUGCUCCAUAAAAAGAUCCAGGUGGGCUGCAAAGGACACUCGUCGGUGGAGGACGCCCAGACAGCCAUGGAGCUGUACAGACUGGUGGAGGUGCAGUGGGAGAAGGAGCUGGCCCACAGCCUGCCCCCCCGGCCCCCCAGCCCCAUCACAGACCCUGCUGCAGACAGCAGCCAGUACCUGGAUGACCAGUACUGGCCCACAGAGCUGAUGGCAAGCAGCCUGUGAUGGGGAACAGUGUUUCCUCUGUGUGUUUUGGGCCAUCCUGGUGCCUGUUAAAGGUGGAGGUGACUGCUAGCCUCCUCCCCUGGGGCUCGUGCCCAGCACUGCUCUGCUCAGGGAUGGAGACAUGGUGACACCUGGACACAAGCAAUCUCCCAAAAAUGCUGUCUGCAGCCUAGAGCUGUCACACAGAAAUCAGGGCUGUGACUGCACCGUGUUCAUUUGUCACUUGGGGAUGAGCAGGUCCUGUGUCAGCCUGGAGGAGCUUUUGUGGGCCUGUAAUGGGGGCUUCCAGCACCCUCCAUGCCUUCUGUGGGGUUGUCCUCCUCCCAGACAGCAAGGGGCAAGUUUUCCUGUGCAGGGACCGAGGUGUUUUG